AUGAACAGAGCCAGGUUCGAUGAGACUAAUCGAAAAUUUUAGGAAUAUUAAGCUGAAUUCAAAAUUCCACUCCUCCCCUCCAGUCAAUAGGAAAACUUUAACGCUUAAACCUUCUAUAGACUUUAUCCAGAAUUGACUCCAUUGAAUGCCAUAAAACCCCAUCAAGCACAAGCCUUUAAUCCAGAAAAGACAAGACUCUACAUAGAGAGUCUGUAAAAGCAAAAUCAAGAGAUCAAUUUUGAGUUAAGACAAUAAGCGCAUGAUAUUGUUGCUUUGUCUCAGAUGGUUAAUACAUUGAUUGAUGAAAAUCGAAGUCUUUCGUUAUUACUCGAACAAAAGGAUUAAGAGAUGCAUUCCAUUGUUGAAACCAUGACGAUUAACGAAGCUGAGGAAAUCCAAGACCUCAGACACUAAUUAAGAUUAUUGGAGGAUGAAAAUUGUGUCCUCUUAAAGCAUGUCUAAGAAUAAAGAUAAUAAUUAGAUGAUAAGAUACAAGAUGGUUAUGAAUUAGAAAAGCAGUUCUAAAAUUCAAAAAAAUAUUGUCUCUAACUUGAAUAAUAGGUUGAAAAAUAUAAGUUAUCUGAAAUUUCACAAACUGAGUAAAUGCAAAUCAUCAAGGAGAACUGCAGAACGGAAAUAGAACUUAAGAAUUCUUAUCAAUUCGAAAAUCAGAAAAAGGACAGUAUCAUUACAUCACUGACCUUCACAGUUGAAAAAUUGAAUAAACAAUUGUUGUAAUUCUAAUCAGAUUUUGAGAAAUUGCAAUCAGACAAAAAUGAUUUGCAUUCUCAAAGCAAUCUUAAGAUCUAUGAAUUGAAUCAAAAAUUAGAUGAUUAGAGUAAUGAAAUAUCGAAAUAUCAGAUUAUCAAUAAUCAAUUAACUAAAGAAAUCGAUUAAUAUCACGAAGAACUUAAAGAUAAGUAAUUCCUUUGUGAUCAAAUCGCUGACCAAAACGAUGACAUUAUGAACAAAUUAUAAAUGGAAAUUGAGAAAUCGAGGAAACUAUCUGACAACGAAGCUAGACUCUAAGAACAUAUCGGAAAGUUGAGUUUGUAAAAUGCUGAAUAUUUCAAUGAAUUGAAUUAGCAAUCAGAACAAAUUGGCGAAUUGAUUGAUACUGCUCAAAGGGAUUUGGAAACUUAGAAGUUGAAAUUCAAUGAAAGUAUGUAGAAGUUAAAAUAAGAUUACUUGAAUGAUCUUAAAGAUAAACAAUUGGAGAUCUAAGAACUUGAAGAGAAGAACACUACAAUCCUAAAGGAAUGGAAUGCAGUCAAGAAUGAACAUGAAAUACUUAAGAUAGAUUAUGAAUAGUGCAAAAAAGAAAUUAGUGAUUAUCAACAAUAAAAGAGAAUUAUUGAAUAGCUUUAGUUGCAAAAUAGACAAUUAAAACUCUAAUUGGAAGAAAACAAGGCUUUGUUACAAGAAUUCGUAUCACACAAAGGUGGAGUCUAGGCAGACAUCGAAGAAAGGGAUAAACAAAUUCAAAAAAUCAUCAAUCAGAAGGACGAUCGCAUUGCUGAAUUAGAGAGGGAUUUUUAAAUGUAUUAUGAAAAAUGUGCGAUUCUAUAACAACAUCAAAAGAAUAACGAACAUCUAGAGUAAUUGAACUUUACUUUUAGGGAAUAAAAAGAAUUAUUUGAAUAAGAAAAUGAAAGAUUGAAAUAGGAGAUUUCAAAAUUGCAAGGUUAAAUUAAUAAUUAUGCUACUGUAUAAAAACAAUAGAAAUUAAGAGCUGACAAAUAAAUCAUUGAAGAAAAUUAAUAACUUAGAAAAGAGCUUAAUGAAAAGGCAAAUGAACUACAGAAGCUAAAGGAUCAAUAACCAAAUAUGAACACAUUGCCUCUGCCUCCUAAAUAGCCAAGUGAAGCUGGUAGUAGAGUGAGACAAGGACAACCUUCUCAAGACUUUUAACAAACAAAACAGAAUCAAGUGUAUCUCGCACCAUAGUAAUUAAUCUAACCAUCUUCUCCUCAUCAUUCAUAACAUUCACCGGCUCUAUCAAGAAGAAACAUUUAGGAAUCAGAUGAUGGUUCAGUUAAGGGAGGAGGAAAUACUUAAAACAAAAAUAUGUAGUAUUCUUUUGCUGAUGAUCAACUGAAAUAAUAAUAACAAUAAUAAUAAUAAUAGCAAUAAAGAUAGAGAGAAAGAGAAAAUUCAUAUCAUUCUAAUAUGUCAAAUGCUCCUUACAGAAAAAAAUCAUAAUAAAUAUGA
Paramecium tetraurelia is the source of this 2211-nucleotide messenger RNA. RefSeq lists its product as uncharacterized. Lineage: Eukaryota; Ciliophora; Oligohymenophorea; Peniculida; Parameciidae. The record is from RefSeq and is a predicted model, not a curated record. The transcript has 3 exons.